CCCCCUCCCCCCAUAUGUAUGAAAAACGUUUUUAAAAAAAAAUCUCAUCUUUGAUCUUUUAUUUCGGACUAAUCAUUCCGAAAUAAUUUCAAAUAACCAGAUAUUCCUAAACCUUUUGCUUGUAUCAACUUACGUUAAAAGAUAGUAAAACAGAACAAAAACAAGUAUACGUAAAUCAUAGGAAAGAUUAAAAACAAAAACUAUUUUGCCAGAGAAAUAUGAAUGUUAUUUCUUAUUUUUCAGGCUGAUGUAUGUCACGCAUACCAAUUACUGAAGAAAGGAGGUCUGAAAGAUGAAAACAUCAUCGUAUUCAUGUACGAUGAUAUUGCUGACAAUACAGAGAACCCUAGACCUGGAGUCCUCAUCAAUAAUCCACAUGGUCAAGAUGUUUAUCAAGGUGUUCCUAAGGAUUAUGUAGGUGAAGAUGUGAAUGCUGACAAUUUUUUCAAUGUUAUACUUGCCAACAAAAGUGGUAUCACUGGGGGUAGUGGGAAAAUUUUGGACAGUGGCCCAAAUGACAAUAUUUUCAUCUAUUAUACUGAUCAUGGUGGUCCUGGGAUUGUUUCAAUGCCAACUGGAAUUGUCUAUGCGAACGAUCUGAUUAACGUGUUGAAAAAGAAGCAUGCUUCUGGGACAUAUUCUAAAAUGGUAUUUUACUUGGAAGCUUGCGAGUCUGGAAGCAUGUUUGAUGGUCUUCUUCCCGAAGGUCUAAAUAUCUAUGUCACGACUGCAUCAAAACCAGAUGAAAACAGUUGGGGAACGUAUUGUGGUUUAGGCCGUGGUGCUUGUUUAGUUGAGUGUCCUCCUCCCGAGUUUGACGGUGUUUGCUUGGGAGACUUGUACAGUGUUGCUUGGAUGGAAGACAGUGAUGUCCAAGAUCGACAAACUACAACGUUGGAUAACCAGUAUGACAGGAUUGCAAAUAGAACUGCAGCCAACCUAACAUAUGGUUCCCAUGUCAUGCAAUAUGGUGAUAUGGAGUUAAGUGUUGAUGCUCUUUUCCAGUAUAUGGGUUCUGUUUCCACAAGCCAUAGUCAAGCUCCCAGUCCCAUGGCAUCUGCUCCCAGUCCCAUGGAUGCCGCGUCAUUCUUGACAUCCUCAGAAAAUGUGAACCAACGUGACACUGAACUUUUCUACUUGACAUCCAAAUACCAAGGUGCUCCUGAAGGAUCUAACGAGGAAUUUGAAGCUAAUCGGAAGCUUAAUGAAGCUAUAUCAAUGAGAAAUCAAGUGGACAACAGUGUAAAACGUCUUGGAGAGCUUUUGUUUGGAGUCGAAAAAGGUAAUGAGGUGCUGCAGAGUGUUCGACCUGCUGGACAACCACUUGUUGACAAUUGGGAUUGCCUUAAAUCCUAUGUCAAGACAUUCGAGGCACAUUGUGGAAAAUUAACCGCGUAUGGGAAGAAACAUAUACGUGGUAUCGCCAACAUAUGCAAUGCUGGAAUUGAGAGUGAGGAGAUGGUUGCUGCAACUGCACAAGCAUGUUCAGGUUAAUUAGUAGAGGGUACUCUCGGCAAAGAGAUCAAUAAGUAUAUGUUUGGCCAGUUUCUGUCAUGGCUGCAACAUUUCACUUUGAAUAGAUAGCAACAAUGAGAAUAUAAGCACAUCUUGUCCAGUCUCGGUUAAUAAGUCAAAUAGGAACUUCUGAAGUGUUCGGAUAUGUAACUUGUCCUUUUUAUCUGAACGAAUUUGAAUCGAAAUCAUGAAUGAAGAAAUAAGCCAAGACACAAAAAGUCUUGAAUUGUCAU
This is a messenger RNA of Nicotiana attenuata, 1748 nucleotides long. Its product is annotated as vacuolar-processing enzyme-like. Lineage: Eukaryota; Viridiplantae; Streptophyta; Magnoliopsida; Solanales; Solanaceae. The transcript has 8 exons. The record is from RefSeq and is a predicted model, not a curated record. Gene Ontology annotation, molecular function: cysteine-type endopeptidase activity. Gene Ontology annotation, biological process: vacuolar protein processing. Bases 223 to 1494 code for a protein of 423 amino acids.